ACGGAAUCUCUAAAAAUGGAUUCAGCACAACGUAGUUGAGACUCCAGGACUUACUUUGCUGUGCUUGGUUGUGUGAACUCCUGGAAGCGCCUAUAUAUAUGCUUGGAAGUGGAAUGUUUUGAACAGCGUCCAGCUUCAAAGCACCAUUGUGGCUUUUUUAUGGGUAUUAGCAGAAGGAGUUUGUAGAGACGCAAUGGCAUGAGAGAACUUGAGGGGUCAAGAUAGUCAGACGGCUGUGGCUGAAAAAUAGCCCCUCCCCCUGAGGGGAAGGGGGAAAGUGGACACCGGGUGACUAGAAUUAGAAAAGAGAAAUAAAGACAAGUGGUAGGUUGAGUGAGAAGCAGGGGAUAGGACUCAGUGUCUGUACUUCCCCCGGUAUUAUAGCUUCUAGUGCAGCUUCGACUUAACUGUGAGCCUAGCCUGACCAUAAGCUUUGUCAAAUAGGAACAUUUUUAGUCUAAUCUUUAAUGUACAGACUGUGUCGGCCUCUUUAAUAUUAGCUGGAAGCUGAUUCCAUAAGACAGGAGAUUGGUAACUAAAGGCUCUAGCUCCUACUGUACUUUUAGAGACCCUGGGAACUACCAGUAGACCUGCAUUCUGAGAACGAAGUGUUCUGUUGUGGCAGUAUGGAACCAGAGCAUCUGUGAGAUAAGAUGGCCCCAAACAGUUUAUGGUUGUUGAGGUGGUUGCAGCUCAACGUUGCAUUCGUAGGAAGAAUUGACGGAGAAUAGGUUGUCUUUUAGCCAAAACUCGGCGGGAUGGGACUUAAUUGUCUAAAGUGCUACAUUUAUUACUUCUUUGUGUUUGACUUUGAUGACUUUGAUUUGUGGGAUUGCCUGUGAAGACAGCAAUGAGAGAGGAUGUAUCCGCAUGUCAAUGGAAAUUAAAUACGCCGAGUUUUGGCUAAAAGACAAAUUAUUCUCUGUCAAUUCUUCCUACGAAUGCAACGUUGAGCUGCAACCACCUCAACAGGUUAUGGGCCCAGGAGUCAUUCGAAGGUAAAGUCAGUUUCCACCGUGUAGAAGGUCGCGAAGGACAGCGUGCUCACGGACUGCUGAUUAGCGGAAAAAGCUAACAGGCAACAUGGAUCCACGAGGAACAAGUAGGUUACCUCGACUGGCAUUUGACGGAGAUGAAGCUAAAUAUGAACUCUGGGAAACUAAAAUGUUGGGACAUUUUCAUCUAAUCGGGCUAAAGAAGACAGUGCUGGUAGGACCAACCACUGAAGCAGAGAGAGAAAAUGAUGAAAUGAAAAAUGCGGACGCGUAUGCUGAAAUGAUACAACUUCUUGAUGAUAAAAACCUUUCGUUAAUAAUGAGAGAUGCGCCAAAUGACGGAAGAAAAGCUCUGAAAAUAUUAAGAGAAUAUUAUGCUGGGAAGGGAAAACCCAGGAUUAUAAACUUGUACACCAUGCUAACAUCUCUUCAAAAGGGAAAAGAAGAAAGCAUAGUGGACUACAUAAUAAGAGCUGAGACCGCCAUCACAGCAUUGCGAAAUGUAGGUGAAACAUUGGGAGAUGGUCUAAUUAUCGCAAUGGUCUUGAAGGGGCUGCCAGAAAGUUACAAGCCAUUUACAAUUCAUGUGGCGCAUACCGAUGAGAACAUGACAUUUGCAGAAUUCAAAACCAAACUCCGAAGUUUUGAAGAAACGGAAAAGUUAAAUGCAGCAGAUACAAGCGACAGAGUGAUGAAGACUAAAGCAAGAGUUUCAAAGCAAACCACAAAAGCAAACGCUCGUGACCGGAUCAAAGACGACACAGAGUUGGUGUGCUUCAAAUGUGGGAUCAAAGGCCACCGUGCAAAAUCAUGUCGACAAAAGAUAGGGUGUAGUCGUUGUAAAACUGACACGCACAAAGACGCCACUUGCAGACGCAAGGAAAGACCGGACGGAGCGAGAAAAAUUGCUGAAGAUGGAGAUCCUGACUUCGUGUUCAAGGUGAGAGAUGAACAGCCCGACACCAGGCGGCAGGAUACACACAGCAUCCGAAAACGAGGCCUGAUGGUGGACACGGGAGCGGCAUCUCAUAUCAUCACUGACGUAACCAAGUUCAAAAGCUUCCAGGAGACGUUCAAAUCAGAGAACCACAGCGUCGAGUCGGCAGAUGGUACUCGGUGCAGUGGAGUCACACUCAAAAGAGGAGAUGCGGUGUGCUACCUGAUUGACAACGGAUGACAUGAGUGCUGAUAUCAUGACAAAACCUGUAACAAAGUUAAAUUGAAGAAGUUUGACAGUGUUACUUUUGGAAUUUGAAAUGUAAAAUUUCAUUUAGUUGUUAAAAAAGGCAUCAACAUGAGAACAAGUGGGGGUGUUGAGAGAUAUGGUGGAGGAAAUGUUUUGUAUUCAUAAAUGUGUCCUCAGUUGAUGUUGAAAUAAUGUUCCUAUUGCUUGUGCAUUUGCUUGAAGCUAAUGCAAAGCUAAUGAUGUCUCAGCUGUGACGCAACGCACAGAAUUGUUGUCAAAUUUAACAUAAUUGUACCUCUUUUUGCUUUGUGGUGGCACUGUCUUGGUUCCACAUCUGUCUUCAUGAACACAAAA
This is a messenger RNA of Corythoichthys intestinalis (scribbled pipefish), 2535 nucleotides long. RefSeq lists its product as uncharacterized. Gene Ontology annotation, molecular function: zinc ion binding; nucleic acid binding. NCBI's taxonomy places the organism in Eukaryota, Metazoa, Chordata, Actinopteri, Syngnathiformes, Syngnathidae. The coding region runs from base 1084 to 2172 and encodes 362 amino acids. The transcript has 2 exons. The record is from RefSeq and is a predicted model, not a curated record.